Lachancea fermentati is the source of this 2496-nucleotide messenger RNA. The record is from the annotation of a GenBank genome assembly. NCBI's taxonomy places the organism in Eukaryota, Fungi, Ascomycota, Saccharomycetes, Saccharomycetales, Saccharomycetaceae.
AUGGGUAAAACUCAGAAGAAAAAUAGCAAAGGUCGUUUAGAUAGAUACUAUUACCUGGCUAAAGAGAAGGGCUAUCGUGCUCGUUCCUCAUUUAAAAUUAUUCAGAUUAAUGAGAAGUUUGGUCAUUUCCUUGAAAAGUCGAAGGUUGUAAUUGAUUUGUGUGCCGCACCAGGCUCGUGGUGUCAAGUUGCGUCAAACCUUUGCCCUGUUAAUUCAUUGAUUAUUGGUGUAGAUAUUGUUCCCAUGAGACCUAUGCCAAACGUCAUCACUUUUCAAAGUGAUAUCACCACAGAAGACUGCCGUUCCAGAUUGAGGGGAUAUAUGAAAACUUGGAAAGCUGAUACAGUUCUGCAUGACGGUGCUCCUAAUGUUGGUUUAGGAUGGGUACAAGAUGCUUUCACGCAAUCCCAUCUUACCUUACAAGCCCUUAAGUUGGCCGCAGAGAACCUGGUAGUAGGAGGAACUUUCAUUACGAAAGUCUUCAGAUCAAAAGAUUAUAACAAGCUAAUUUGGGUGUUUCAGCAACUGUUCGAGAAGGUAGAAGCUACUAAGCCGCCCGCUUCGAGAAACGUUUCUGCAGAAAUUUUUGUGGUAUGUAAAGGAUUCAAAGCACCCAAAAAGCUAGAUUCGAGAUUACUCGAUCCCAAAGAAGUCUUUGAAGAGUUGCCUGAUGGCCCCCAAAAUAUGGAAGCUAAGGUUUAUAACCCAGAGAAGAAAACCAGAAAGAGAGAAGGUUAUGCUGAAGGUGAUUAUCUGUUGUACCACGACAAACCUAUAAUGGAAUUUGUUAAAAGCGAUGAUCCUAUAACAAUGCUAGGUGAACUGAACAAAUUUACAGUAGAUGAUAGUGAUCAUGAAUGGAAGAUCAUCAAGAAAUUGAAGCAAACCACACCUGAGUUUUUGAUCUGUAUUGAAGAUCUAAAAGUGCUAGGCAAAAAAGACUUCAAAAUGAUUUUACGGUGGAGAAAGGCUGCAAGGGAAUUACUCGGAAUAGAUGAGGAAGAGAAAAGAGAUGAAGUUGAGGUUGCUACAUUAACUGAAGAAGAGCAGAUUCAGAAAGAGUUACAAGAAAUGCAAGAAAAGCAGCGCUUGAAUGAGAAGCGUGAGAAGAGGAGAAAGAACGAAAUGAAACAGAAGGAGCUCACUAGAAUGCAAAUGAAUAUGCUGACCCCUAUGGACAUUGGUGUUGAAUCAGCAGAACUAGGAAGAGAAUCUCUUUUCAAUUUAAAGACUGCAGAGAAAACAGGCAUCCUAAACAAGUUGGCAAAAGGUAAGAGGAGGAUGAUAUUUUCAGAACAUGAACUAGCCGAAGAUAAUGAUGUCCACAUCGAUGACGAUGCCCCGCUUACGGAUCGUGAUCCACUAGCAGAGGCUGAUGAGCUGGAAUCUCAACUUGACGCUAUGUACCAAAACUACAAGGAACAAAAAUCGGAAAGAGACGCCAAAUUCCGUGCAAAACAGGCUAGAGGAGGUGAUAAUGAAGAAGAAUGGCUCGGAAUUUCCGAUAAAGAGAGUGAUUCAGAUGGUGAAGCCGAAAAAGAUCAUAUUAGUGAAGAUGAAAGCGAUGCGGCGGAUUCUGAUGACGAUGAAGCUAUUAAUAAGCUGAUUGCGAAAAUCAAAGGCCAAUCUGGCGACACGAAACUAAGCUCAAAAGCGAGGGCAUUAUUUAGUGAUUCAAUUUUUGAGGGCGUAGAGCCUGACUUCUCGUCGAGUGCUUCAGAAAAGCAACUUUCAGUUGAUAAGACAGAUUCCAAGACAAGUGAAAACGCCGCAAAGGAAUCGAUUGAUGAUGACAGUGAAAUGGAAGUUGACUCUGAAGAAUCUGACUUUGAAAUUGUUGCCAAUGAGGCUGAAGAUGAUGAUGUUGACUCAGACUACGACUCAGAUGAAGAAAGAAGACAGACUCAAAAGGCAAAAUAUGCUGAAGAUAUAGAUAUUGCCACUGUUGAAGCAAUGACGUUGGCUCAUCAAUUGGCGUUGGGGCAGAAAACGAAGCAUGACCUGGUUGAUGAAGGCUUCAAUCGUUAUGCCUUCAGAGAUUCGGAUCAACUUCCAGAGUGGUUCAUAGAGGACGAAAAGAAGCACUCGAAAAUUAACAAGCCCAUAACCAAAGAAGCUGCAAUGGCAAUCAAAGAGAAAUUAAAGGCGCUCAAUGCAAGACCAAUCAAAAAAGUGGCCGAGGCAAAAGCAAGAAAGAAAAUGCGCGCUGUGGCUCGCAUAGAGAAAUUAAAGAAGAAGGCUGGAUUGAUCAAUGACGAUUCUGAUAAAUCUGAAAAAGAUAAGGCAGAUGAAAUCGCUAAACUCAUGAAAAAGGUUACUAAAAAGCAAAAACAGAAGCCGAAGGUAACUGUAGUUGUUGCCACUGGUAAGAAUAGAGGCCUCGCAGGCCGUCCUAAGGGGGUUAAAGGUAAGUAUAAGAUGGUUGACGGUGUUUCUAAAAAUGAGCAACGGGCCUUGAAGCGUAUCGCCAAGAAACAUCAUAAGAAAAAGCACUAA